AUGAAUAAUGUGAGCCUAGCGUUGUUAUGCAGGCAAUCAUUUUCUGAGGAGGACAUCGUUGAGGCUAAAAGCUUGUUGUUCGAGUCAGUACAACAAAAGGAAAUCAAACGAAGGGGCGAUGCCGGUAAAAACAAAACCAUAGAAGACAUCAUUGGGUUGUUGAAAGGGGCAGAUCCUGAGAUAUUUCCAACGUUUGUGGCACGAGACAUCCAAAAAUUGCCACCGGUCACAUUUGACCACAUAGACGCGACGCGUUUACUAAAGGAUAUGCUAGUUAUGCAGAGGGAGAUCAGUGCCAUAAGUGAGAAAUGUGCAGUAUUUCAAGACACGUACGUUAAAAAAGAUGAUUUAAAAUUUGAAUUUGAAAAGUAUCAUAAAAAUACACGAGGGCAACUCAUAAGUCACCCUAAUGUCAAUAGCAAGAGAGGCGGUUCUUGCUUACAAGAUAGCCCCGACUGUGAAAGCGGGCCGAUGGGCCUAAUGACCGUCCUUAACGAUAAUUAUACGUCGACAAGGACAGUGCAAAAACAGAUGGGUGAUCACCUGUCUUUGUCGGACGCGAGCGCUUGCGCGGUGGAGACAGAUAAGUCUGUCCUAUUCACACAUGUGCAACAAGUGGCACAUCAAGAGUACGUGGAGGCCCCUCGUCAAGUAACUGCGGUUUCGAAUGCACACGAGGCAAAUGCAUUUGAGGCGCCCGCGCACCUAUCCUUGUCAUGCGUGAGCGAUACGGCGGCGGAAGAUCAUAAAGCUGUCUCUGUCACUCCCGUAUUAAGGUCGGAGAUGGCGACUCGAGCGCUUGUCUCGUCUGAGUCAGCUGGUGUGAUGACGUCAUGUAAUGUAGUGAAUGCAGAUAUACAAAGCGCCGUGAACAAGCAAGAUGUAAUUGAUGGUGAAUGGAUACGAGUUGAAAAGCGUAAAAAGUCAAGGUUUAAGGGGUCGAGAGGAACAGCUGUGAUAAACCCGCUGGGGAAAUUCAGGGCGGCGGAGGUGCAGAUUCCGUUGUUUAUUUACAACGUCGCUAAAGACGCCACAGAGCGGGAUAUUGCCGAAUAUGUAUAUGAGAAAACACAUAUACAUAUAUUGCCGGAGAGAGUGAAGAAUAAUAAUAAAUCGGAAAAAGAUUACACAUCAUUUAAAUUCUGUAUACCUAAAAACAUGAAACGUUCCGCGAGGAAUAUGCCGAGGGAUUUUGAGAGCGGUGCAGGACAGGACACGCUAUCGCCCGUCAACCAGCUAGCGGUUGGGGCGCGAUUUACGACCGCCCAAGAAUUCACAAGUCUCUUGAAGGCGCCA
Messenger RNA from Iphiclides podalirius (scarce swallowtail), 1296 nucleotides. The record is from the annotation of a GenBank genome assembly. NCBI's taxonomy places the organism in Eukaryota, Metazoa, Arthropoda, Insecta, Lepidoptera, Papilionidae.